Molecule: messenger RNA, 870 nt
Organism: Aspergillus versicolor CBS 583.65
Lineage: Eukaryota; Fungi; Ascomycota; Eurotiomycetes; Eurotiales; Aspergillaceae
Exons: 5
Coding region: 1-870 (289 amino acids)
Source: RefSeq, a predicted model, not a curated record
AUGUCCCCGAACAACCCAGACGCCUUUGCGCAAAACCCUGGAGCUGUUCGGCUCAGAUCAGAUAUUAAAUCCUCCACGGGCAGGGCAUCUCGACGCCUGGACCGAUCUAAUUGCAAAGUAUACCCGUGCUGGGGUGUUUCGUCCACGCAGGCACAGAGCCACAGACACAUCCCAAUGCCAUCCAUCCCAUUGCAUCCGCACAGCGGUUCACAUUUGUAUCAUCAUCUCUCCAUCCAUCCAUUUGCCCUCCCGUUUAGCUCUCUCGCUAGCCGACUCGGCUGGGGAAAGGGAUCCACGAUAGGCAGGGCGUCCGUGCACAGUGGUGGCAUGAUUGGCGGGAUGCAGGGUCGAACCCUCUUGAUUUGUCGCCGAUCGCAUUUGCCCGCCGGGCUGUCUCGCCUGUCCGUCAUGCUCGGCGUCGGCGUCGGCGACAAGACCACUGUCUGGAGAAAAAAUGGGUCAGCCGCUAAUGCGAGGAGAAGUCACAUUGACGUGGAUGGCCUUAAAAGGCGCUCUCGUCAAGACUCGCUCUACAGAACUAGAUAUCUUGACCCGGUGGCACCCCGGUUCCUCCCCAAGCUAUACGUAUCCCCACAUCCUACUUCAAUGCAACCUCGAAAGUUAAGGCCAUUUCACACAAUCGAUGAGGCGGGCCUUACCGCCUCAUCUCGAAAUUCGACGAUCGAGAGCGCCACCUCCAACCUGGCUUUGUUCGCUGCGCUCGGGGGAUUCUGGAAAAUUAUUCAGGAGAAAGUAGCCCGACCAAUGAGACUCGUGCGCCUGGACUUUCACCCUGAAUGGCCGCGAGAAUCAAAGGAAAACUCCGGCGAGUAUUUGGAAUUAAGCGGCGGAUCUGCCAAGCUCCCAUGA